CCUCGAUCAUGACGCCAAUUCUUAUUCUAGACGGUGGUCUAGGGACCUCCCUGCAACAGAAAUACGGUGUUGAAUUUUCAUCGUCAAAGACCCCCCUGUGGUCCACCGACCUCCUGGUGUCUGAUCCCAAAACCCUGCUCGCCUGUCAGUCCGACUUCGGCAACGUCCCUGUCGAUGUUCUCCUCACGGCAACAUACCAAGCAUCUAUACAUGGCUUCAAGGCCACCAAAUCAGAGAGUCAUCCCAGUGGGAUUGAACAAGAUGAGAUCAGUCGAUACUUGACUACCGCGGUGGACGUUGCCAACCAGGCAGGCUCGGCUCAAGUAGCGCUCAGCAUCGGUCCCUACGGCGCAUGCAUGAUUCCCAGUCAGGAGUACAGCGGCCAGUACGAUGCGGGACACGAUUCGAUGGAGUCGCUUGAAGAGUGGCACAGGGAGAGGUUCGAGCUGUUUGCCGAGGUCAAUGACAUCAACUCGCGCGUUGGGUAUGUGGCUCUCGAAACGGUGCCGCGACUAGACGAAAUUAGAGCGAUGAGGAGGGCCGUGAACUCUGUCUCAGUGUUCUCGGACGUCCCGCACUGGGUCUCUUGCCUGUAUCCUGGAGAGGACGAGACACUUCCCGAUGGUGCUUCCGCGGGCGACGCUGUCAGGGCAAUGGUGGAUCCAGCUGACGGUCCACUGCCAUGGGGGAUUGGGAUCAACUGCACCAAGGUGUGGAAGCUGAAGGGUAUUGUGGAGGUAUACGGGAGUGUCAUUCGCGAGUUGAUCGGUCAAAAUAAACUUGGCGAGUGGCCGGCACUCGUGCUUUACCCCGACGGCACAAACGGUGAAGUCUACAACACCGAGACGCAGACGUGGGAGGUUCCCUCUGGAAUUGAAACGGAAGGCAGGGAAAGCUGGGAAGAACAGUUGAAGAGUGUAGUCAGAGACGCCAUUGCUGGAGGGGAAUGGAGAUGCGUCGUUGUGGGAGGCUGCUGCAUGGCCAGUGCGGAGGACAUUCAGCGUUUGAGGGCAGCGCUUCAGUCGAAAGAUUCUUGAGCUUGGUGAUAGAAACACACUCCCAUGGCAACGCCUGCGUAUCUGUCUGGUGCUUUAUGAAACCCAAAAGGAGCGGAGUGGAACUCAUAGCGAGGUGUGUGUUGGGUGUAAAACUCUUGUCUGCAUUGUUGAUACAGGGGCAGUGCGGCGCUACCUUCAUGUACGGCUGUCUCUCUGAGCAGAUGCGCAAAUACAAUGCCCAUCAUCUUAGUAAAAAAUGUUUCUGGACUAAGUAUUAGUAUGUUGCAACAAUCACGCGGCGGGCACUUAUGUUAGAAAGUGGGCACGCAGUAGAGUAGGGUAUUCAGAGUGAAG
Emericellopsis atlantica is the source of this 1352-nucleotide messenger RNA. Its product is annotated as Homocysteine S-methyltransferase. NCBI's taxonomy places the organism in Eukaryota, Fungi, Ascomycota, Sordariomycetes, Hypocreales, Bionectriaceae. The transcript has a single exon. The record is from RefSeq and is a predicted model, not a curated record. The coding region runs from base 9 to 1037 and encodes 342 amino acids. Gene Ontology annotation, molecular function: S-adenosylmethionine-homocysteine S-methyltransferase activity. Gene Ontology annotation, biological process: S-methylmethionine cycle.